CAAUUAAGACGCGGAAUUUGGCCGAUCUAGACGUCAAAGAAUUUCUGGCCUGAACCCUGGAACAUUUGAACAAGUAAUAAUAACCUCAAAUUUAUCUAAUUUGGUAUAGCAUAAUCAACGAAAUAUCUUUCAUAUUUUUGAUUCGAAAAGCCCGUUUACUCGAAAAUACCGAAUAACAAAGUACAAAUCUUCGAUUUUACAUUCCGAUUUUUAUAGACCUUUCGCCCUUUCGUUUAUCCAUCAUACUCGACAACUCGACCUUAUAUCCUUUCGCCUCCCUUUCGAUUUUUCGAUCUUUCGACCCUUCGAUUCUUCGACCCCUUCCCCUUCGCUUCCCGUUUCUUUCCGGGCGCGUUCGUGUGAAGGGGAAGACGACGAGAAGAGGGAAAGCAUUGAAGCAAAUAUGCGAUGUCGUAUCCACCGGCCAAGCGACAGCGAUCUAACACGUCGCGAGAUUCUGUCAAUGGCACCCCACAAACAACUGCUCCUGCCUUGCGACAUCAUCAAGUCAACCAAGGAAUCAAUUUAUAUUCCCCGACCGGAUACGAAAAUGGAGGUUAUCCCCUCCAAACGACCGCUCGUCAACAAGUUAAUUAUAACCCAUACUCUCCCAACACGGUGACGAAUACAACUGGCGGAUAUGGCGGAGCAUACCAAACUUCCUCGACAGGUUAUGGUUCAGGACCAUAUAGUCCUCAACAACAGACUCCUAGCUUUGCUACACAUUAUUCUCAGGCACCUACGAAUGGACAUAUGACUUCUCAUGUUGCGCAUUAUGCUCAAGCAGCGAUGAAUGGAAUUCGUAAUGGAACAUUUGCGACGGAAACACAAGCACAAACACAAACGCAGACAUUGUUACAAGGACAAUCACCACAGGCAGGAACGGGUGGAACGUAUUCUCCUAUACCGACGAAUCAUGUUACAAAUUACAAUCAACAACAGCAACAACCACAACAGCCCGCUAAUCCUCCCACAUCGACGUUAUCGCAACAUCCUCAACAUUCCUUGUCGCAAUAUGGGGAACCAUAUCCUUCACAGACGGUAGCACAUCCUACAACAUAUCACGCUAGUACCAAUUCAUACUCGGAAACUCCCUCUACGUUAAAUUCUCAUUUUAGCCCGGCGCAUCUUCCUAGUCCGUCGCAUUUACAUAGCCCAGCUCCUAUGUCGACUCCUUUAACUCACAAUGGGAAUGGUCAUACACCUGAAGAUUUACAGGAAAUUGAUGAUGAUGCACAGGGUGAAACAGCGGAUGAAUCAACGGAGAUUUAUACCAAUCCUGACCUUUCCAAAACGUCCAUACCAUCUAUAUCAUCUGUUCCUACACCUCCGAUCGAUACAUCGUCUAGAAAUGGGCAAAGAUUUAGGAAAUGUGCCUGUAAAACAGGACGUGGUGAUAAGAAGGCUUGCAUAUUUUGCGUUUGUAGCAAACAAGGACUCAGUUGUAGUUCAGCAUGCUCUUGUGGUGAAGCAUGUGCCAAUCCUUUCGCAGAUUUGACACAAUUCUUUGGUCCAUCCACUAUAUUUUCUAAGCCUUGUGGUGCCAACGCUUGUUUCGCUACAUGGCUUUGUAACCAACCUAAUGUCGAGGAACUAGAUAUGGACCUCAUAAUAGAUAUUCUACUAUACGACGAUACAUCAUGGGCGAAUAUUCGAGAAUAUACGGAACCUCUUCGAAAAUGGGAAGAGGAUUGGAAGAGAACUCGUGGUGGUAAAAGGAAGAAAAGUCGUGAAGAAAGAGAACGUCUCGAAUUUGAAUUACUUCGUGGCGCAUUAGGCAAUUGUAACCAGAAUGAUUUUUAUGGUCACUGGUAUAGCUUUUGUCGAGGAAGUUGGGUACCUACAGAUCUUUGGGAUCAUUGUCAAGAAUGUCGACUCUGCAAACCGAGUACGGAAUGGCAUUGUGACAAACAUAAUCGUUGUACUACAGAUCGUAUCUGUCCUGAUUGUUCAUCUACGCCAUAUUCUGGUAUGUUGCCUUCAUAUACGGAUCCCGGCAGUUGUUAAGUAAAACAUUACACAUAAAAAUGGGUUCUGGAACAUCUCCAUCGAUACGGAGAUUGAAAAACGAAUGGGUUAUAAUUAUUUCUUCGUCUUUGAUGUAUACUUCGGAAGACUGAAGAUAAGGAUAGACAGCGUACGAUAGGGAUAUGGGUUCGUUAUAGGGGAUACACAGUGGUUUCUCUUUAUUAUAUCUUAUAUAUACAUUAGGUACCUCGUAUUGGUGGUGAUAUAUUGUAUGUUGGUACGGGAAACAAUUGAAACGUCUUGAUGGCAAGCAAUCGGUUAAUAAGGGCGUAUUUGGGAUUAGAGAGCAAAUACGUUACAAAAGAUGAAGAUCAGGGUAAACCUAGUUAUUACUCUCAUGGUAUUACAUUGAUUGUGAUUUGAUGAAUAUGACUUACGUAGAUAUGUAUGAUGAGAUAGCGAUAAUAAUAAAGAUUGUAUGUAUUCAGAUAGGUACCUAGGC
Hypoxylon trugodes is the source of this 2470-nucleotide messenger RNA. RefSeq lists its product as uncharacterized. The transcript is spliced from 2 exons. The coding region runs from base 409 to 2007 and encodes 532 amino acids. NCBI's taxonomy places the organism in Eukaryota, Fungi, Ascomycota, Sordariomycetes, Xylariales, Hypoxylaceae. The record is from RefSeq and is a predicted model, not a curated record.